AGGUAGGAACGAACGAUGAGUGAGAUAUGAUAUGAAAUAUGAAAUGAAAUUCUAUCUAGGAAUUCUUCCAGUCUUGAUUGAUUUGAUUUGAGAAGAUGCAUAGCAGGAAUUAAAACUUUGCUUCCUAUUUUACUUCUCAUUUUCCUCCCCUACCUCUACUUAACAAUGCCUUUUCCAAAGAAGCUUAUCCCAUUUGCUUCGAUCCUAACAGCUACUUUUCUAUUCCUACUUUUCAAAUCAUUAUACCUCAAAACCCAAUUGAUAUUGACGACGGAUUUCGAAAAAACUGGUCGAUGGCAUAAUGAUAUAAAGAUAUCUAGUAGCAAAUGGAGAAGUCAGCAAGAAACCCAAAAACCGAUAUCCUUUCAUCCGGGUAUCGUCAAGCCAUAUCCUGGGAAAUAUUCAAAAAUGCUCGUUAUCGCCAGUACAAGCGAAGAAGAUGUGAGUUGGGUUAUGGAAAAUUUCGAAAAUGAUACUUCUAUUCAAUCGACUAUAUAUAGGGCCGAUGAUCCACAAGCCGAAUAUCAUCCUCCGAAGAAUAAAGGUCAUGAAGUUAUGAUAUAUCUUUCGUAUAUCAUUGAGAAUUAUAACAAUCUUUCGGAUGUUAGCAUAUUCAUGCAUUCUCAUCAGACGACAUGGCAUAACAAUGAACUUCUCGAUCUCGAUUCGGCUCAAAUGAUCUCGAGAUUAUCUUCCGAACGGGUUAUACGAGAAGGAUAUAUGAAUUUACGAUGUCAUUGGCAUCCAGGAUGUCCAGAUUGGAUGCAUCCAGGAAUAGUGGAAGAGGAUGAUAAUAAACAAGAGCAAACUAUUAUGGCAAGAGCAUGGUUAGAACUCUUUCCACUCGAGCCUGUUCCAGAUGUACUUGCACAACCUUGUUGCGCACAAUUUGCCGUUUCCAAAGAACGAAUUCAAACUUUGCCACUAGCAAGAUAUAUCUUUUAUCGAGAUUGGUUGUUGAGAACAGAGUUAUCAGAUUACAUAAGUGGUAGAGUGUGGGAAUAUAUUUGGCAAUUUGUUUUUUCUGGACAAACGAUAUUAUGUCCAAAAGAGCACAUUUGCUAUUGUGAUGGAUAUGGUAUUUGCUUUGGAGGAGAAAUGGAAUAUCAGGCGUAUUUGGAUAAGCAAACUGAAAAGGACAACCUGAAGAUUGAAAUAGAGGAAUGGGAUAUCCGAAAUGAAGAGAUGCAGAAUUUGAUAGAUGAAGGGAGGGAAGAAGAAAUUGCGACUUUGGAAGGACCUGAUCCGGCCAUAAAGGAAAAGUUAGAGAAGGAUAUUGAUGAAAUCCAACGUUGGCUUGAAAUAAACAAAGAAGAAGCAAUGCAACGUGGCGAUGUCGCUCCUAAUCGAGCUAAAGAAGCUGGUAGAGAAUGGAAAGAUGGAGAUGGAUUUUAAUGGUAGAUGUGGAAUCAUCGGUGUGUAACUGUCUGACCUUUUCAAGGUUAAUCUCCGUCAUAUCGAGUGGCAUGUCAAGCUUGAGAUGGCCUCGCUUUGAUAUCAUGAGAUUUGGGCAUGAAAUUUCUCGAAGCAGAGUCACUUCAAAUCAACGCCAUAUCAUAUGAGGUUAACAAGGAAGGAAGCCCUAAUUUAAGUGGGACGGAUCGACGACUGAAAACUCUCGAAUCGAUCAUAGGAAGGUUGCUGCCGUAACCUUACACGAAUUGUUAGUGUUCCGGAUCUUGGCUCGCGGAAACCUCUUUACAAUCUCUCGUUCAGGUUACUCCAAAUUAAUCCUCAUGUCCCUGAAUGGUCCGCACACUGUCACCGGAACGAAGACCGCGUGGCACAUGCCCAUCACGUGUAGGGUUCAGGUCUUUGACAGCCGUUGUCAUACUUCCUGAUGCCCUUGUACAGAAAAAUCAUUUUUAGUGUGGAUGUGGACCGUACAGUGUAGUGUAGAUUGUGGAGAAUCGAGAUAGUUUUAUUGAAAUAUGAGCGAAGAACUGGAGCUGCAGGUUGAGUUAAUUUGGAAUCUGAGGAAGCCGAAAUUCGAAUGAAUGUAGAUGACGAUAGCGGAUGGCAUCCUUGAUAUGGAUUACUACAGUGUCAUGUAAUAUGGAUGAUUCUUCUCAAUCCACCAUUAAUAUAUCCACAAUGGAUAUUGAUACGGGUGAUUUCGGUAUUGAUGAUGCAUCCUUAAUGAGAAAGACUCCAUGAUCACCGUCCUCGAACAGCUUGAAGUAGUCCUCUCCGAGUACUGGGUAGGACCGAGGUGAGGUUGUUUGCAUCCGUGAAUAUCGAUGUUCAAUGCCGGUACCCAAACAUUUCCAUCGAAUAGCUAAGUGUAAAGAGUCAGACUGCCAAUAUGAAUAUCCUCGGAGAUGAGAUGAAAUUCAAACUCUAAUAGAUG
Sclerotinia trifoliorum is the source of this 2350-nucleotide messenger RNA. Lineage: Eukaryota; Fungi; Ascomycota; Leotiomycetes; Helotiales; Sclerotiniaceae. The record is from the annotation of a GenBank genome assembly.